Molecule: messenger RNA, 2804 nt
Organism: Neodiprion fabricii
Lineage: Eukaryota; Metazoa; Arthropoda; Insecta; Hymenoptera; Diprionidae
Product: endochitinase
Exons: 10
Coding region: 309-1985 (558 amino acids)
Biological process (GO): carbohydrate metabolic process; chitin catabolic process
Cellular component (GO): extracellular region
Molecular function (GO): chitin binding; chitinase activity
Source: RefSeq, a predicted model, not a curated record
AAUAUUUCACGGAGUCGAUUAGCCAAAAUCAAAUUACCUGUAAACAUCAGGCACAAUAUCGCGCGUAUUGUUGCGAACGAAUAGUAUUGUGACAUUAGAAGUGUAACGGGAAAGAGUCGAGUGACACUUGAUGAUCUGUACGACCGUUAUUAGCCGUCUAGAUCUUGUUGACGGAAACGGAGAGCGGCCAGAGAGCUACCGUUCGCGAAUUGCGGUUUACCAACCAACACGUUACGGUACUUGGCGUUAAUCCUCUGCAUCAUUGCACAAUCAAAAAGCAAGGAAUUAUCAAUUACGGAUAACCCAAGAUGACGUGGAUGGAGCAGAAACUGACGAUAUUCUUUGUCGUAUUUUCAGCAGCAUUCUGCAAUUAUGCGAUUGCUGGAGGUAACGAAGGAGAACCUGGAAGAGUCGUGUGUUACUUCAGUAACUGGGCGAUAUAUCGUCCAGGAAUAGGAAGGUACACGAUAGAUGAUGUGCCAGCGGACUUGUGCACCCAUUUGAUUUACUCUUUCGUCGGUGUGAGCAACGUGACCUGGGAAGUGCUGGUGAUCGAUCCAGACCUGGACAUUGAGCAGGAUGGCUUCAAGAACUUUACGAACCUGAAGAACAAGUUUCCGGGAUUGAAAACUGAGCUCGCUGUCGGCGGGUGGGCCGAAGGUGGACGAAAAUACAGCAACAUGGCUGCCAUACCUGAACGGAGAAGAUCAUUCAUCAGCAGUGUUGUAGAAUUUAUGAACAGAUAUGGCUUCGACGGAUUCGACCUUGACUGGGAAUAUCCCGGGGCCGCCGACCGCGGUGGUAAAUUCUCCGACAAAAAUACGUUCUUCUAUUUUGUCGAGGAGCUGCGACGGGCCUUCGACAGGGAGGGAAAGGGCUGGGAAAUCACCAUGGCAGUACCACUUGCUAAAUUUCGCCUUCAGGAAGGUUAUCACGUUCCCGAGUUAUGCCAACUCGUAGAUGCGAUUCAUGUAAUGGCGUACGAUCUAAGAGGAAAUUGGGCUGGAUUCGCUGACACCCACAGCCCGCUCUAUAAACGUCCCCACGAUCAGUGGGCCUACGAAAAACUGAACGUGAACGACGGCAUGAGGCUGUGGGAGGACAUGGGUUGUCCAGCGGACAAGCUGGUGGUCGGAGUGCCGUUUUACGGACGCAGCUUCACCCUGAGCAACAGUAACAACAACUACAAUUUGGGAACGUACAUCAACAAGGAGGCCGGUGGAGGAGCUAUGGGCAAUUACACGAGGGCGAAAGGGUUCCUCGCCUAUUACGAGAUUUGCCCGCAUGUACAAGAUCCGAAUUCCGGAUGGACAACCGAGUGGGACGCAGCGGGAAUGGUUCCCUUCGCGUACAAAGGCACCCAGUGGGUCGGAUAUGAGAACGAGAAGAGUAUCCAGAUUAAAAUGGACUUUAUAAAGGAGCGUGGCUACGCCGGUGCAAUGACUUGGGCAAUAGACAUGGACGAUUUUCAUGGUAUUUGCGGGGACGAAAACGCGCUAGCUCAUAUUCUCCACGACAAUAUGAAGGACUACAUCGUUCCUGCGCCUAAGCGAGAAACGACGCCAAGGCCCGAAUGGGACCGGCCACCAAGCACUCCGGCUUCUCCCGAAGACAACAACCGUCCAUCCAGGCCCAGCACAACGUUCGCGGUCACGUCCACCACCCGAAGGCCGACUCCAGCGUACAAACCACCCAGUACAACCAGCACGACGAGACAAACCGAGGAAACUACUCGGCCAACGCGACCCUCGUUGACGCCGACGUCCCCGAAACCUGUCAUUAUAAACGAGAUAGACGAUACUUCGAACGAGAUCACAUGCGGUAACGAGGACUUCAUGGCAUCCAAGGACUGCACACUGUAUUAUCGAUGCGUGUAUGGAAAACCUCUGAAAUUCCAGUGUCGUGAGGGGACCGUCUACCAUGCAGAAAGGUCAAUUUGUGACUGGCCGAAGAACGCGGAUCGCCCAGAAUGCCGGAACAUAUGAAUUUUGCAAUUUCUGUUGUAACUGAUUUCUUGGAUUUAGAUAUUUUUUAACAAUGUUCUGCACGUUCACCUUUAUCCAGCUGUAUUAUAUUUUUAUCGUAUGUGUAUAGCUAUACGCAAAAAAGUCUCAACACGUGUGCAACGAGAUUAAGCACGCGGGCGAUUGAACGUUCGGUCUAAUUCCCAAUGUCGUUUUCACUGCGAAUAGUUUAUCAACCGCCUCGCUGGCUCUGGUUUGUUUGCAUAUGCGUAUUGGAGAACAAUAUCGUUGUUUCAGACACAAAAGAAUAACUCAUUCGAGUUCAUUCAACGCCGGAGUGGGGUUGAAAUAUUAAUUGAACUUGAAAUAGAAAUAUUUACAACGCGAACUUGCGAACGUCAUGCGGUCUGUUAUCAGGUUUUUAUACACAAUCGUAUUAUAAUAUUUAGAGCAUAAUUGCGAUGAGAUUUUUUUUAUACAUGCACGUGCACCGAAAUUUUCUCUGAGAAAUAAUUAUAGUCUUUCAUCGUUAAGUACCAUUUCUCAUUUUUCUUAUCGUUUGAUAAUUACACCUAUAUAUUAUGAUUGGAUUGAACGAUGUUGAACAAUAACGAAUAUUGUGAUAUGUAACUUAUAAAUAUAAAUAUUAUGCGUGUAUCGUUUAUAAAAACUCAUUCUAGAUCAAGCUUUCCUCGAUGAUGGUAUCAAACUCAACUGUCAAACGUAUCACGGACUUUGCACAUGCUCCCGUAUUUUCAUUUCAUCGCAAAGCAAAGUAUGGACUGUGAAACGGACAACUGGCCUUUUAAUAAACCCUGUGUGGGAUUAUAGCUAAUAAUG